UCCAGGCAGGGGUGUGGCUUGCCUCGAUCGUGAUGUCACUGUCAUACUCUAUUAGGUAUACACUCCUCCCCCCACUAGAACGCCAAUCCAGUGUCCACACCCCUCUCCUCCACAAUUGCCGGACUCACAUCCCACAUCCGCUAUCGACUUCGCCAUCGACAAUUCAUCACCACAAUCGAGCAUAGCAUAGCAACAGCAUGCGUCCCGAUCACCCGCCAUCACGCGAGACGCUGCUCACGGCGGCGCUCGGCCUGUGCACCGAUUUCUCGAACGGCUGUUCUCCAGAGGUGCUUCUCGCACACUUCACGCACGCGGUCCCGCCAGUGGCGAUCGAGCACGGGCUGCAAUCGCUGGCGCCGUUCAUAGGGCGGCAAUUCUUUGGCCGGGCCGAGAUAACAGAGUACUUUAAACUCCUGCAGAAGUACGUGACGUUCGAUAAGAUGUGCUUCUGCGAAUAUAUCGUCGACACAGACACCAUGAAGGUCUCGUGUAAGGGCCAUGCGAGUUUCACUUGGAAGGAGACCGGGCAGGGCUGGGAUGAGGUGUUCACGUAUACCCUCGAUUUUGUCCAUGAGGGUGGUGACGGCGAGAUCAAGGUCAGGAGGUAUCAGGUUUGGGCGGACACCGGAGCGGCAUGGUUGGCGAGUAAAGGCGAGUUGAAGGGGAAGAGUGGGGAGGAGGCAGGCGAGGAGGGCUGUAAGAAGUGCUGAGUUGGGAUGUGAUGGGGAGGUUUGUUUUGGUCUUUUCGAGAUGGAUUAAUGUUUACUUGAGUUGUGGAAAUAGCAUACAAAAAAGGAAGGCUUGAAGACAGCAUAUCAACAUCAUCAUUAUCCACCUCCAUCGACCCC
Messenger RNA from Tricharina praecox, 848 nucleotides. RefSeq lists its product as uncharacterized. Bases 198 to 710 code for a protein of 170 amino acids. The record is from RefSeq and is a predicted model, not a curated record. NCBI's taxonomy places the organism in Eukaryota, Fungi, Ascomycota, Pezizomycetes, Pezizales, Pyronemataceae. The transcript has a single exon.